UCAUUCAUACUAAUUCACAAGGAAGGGAAAAUAAAAAGAAACAUAAGUAUAAUAGAAAUCAAUCUUUUGGAGUUCUUGAUCUUCAAAAAAAUGGACAAGUUUGUUAAAACUGUCCUCUUUUCAUGUUUAUUGAUCUCUCUCUUUGCUUCUUCAUCUUACGCUCAGAAUUGCUCUGAGUACAGAUUUUCCAACAACAACUUGUACACAACAUGCAAUAGUCUUCCUGUCCUGAACUCAUCUCUACACUGGAGCUACCACCAAUCUAACCACUCAGUCGAUAUCGCCUAUCGACAUACCGGAGUCACCUCGUCCGACUGGGUCGCCUGGUCACUCAAUCUGGGCUCGGGACGAAUGUUAGGCGCGCAGGCUUUGGUCGCUUUUCGGAACUCCAGUGGUAUUGUUCGUGCAUAUACCGCACCGGUUGAGGACUACAACACGCAGUUGCGAGAAGGGCGAUUGAGUUUUAAUGUUUCUAAUAUAUCUGCUGAAUUCAACAACAAUCAGAUGGUGAUAUAUGCUACUAUUGAACUUCCUAGGGGAAGAACAAAUUUUACUCAGGUUUGGCAAAAUGGACGGGUUUCUGGGGACACCCCUGCGAUACAUGCCACAACUGGAGAUAAUAUUAGGUCUUUUGGAACUAUUGAUUUUGUUUCUGGAUUGACUUCGGAUACUGGCAGGGACGGUGGUGGUGACGGUGGCAGGGACGGUGGAGGUUCGCCACAGAGUUGCUCUGAGUACAGAUUUUCCAACAACUUGUACAGCUCAUGCAAUAAUCUUCCAGUCCUGAACUCAUUCCUACACUGGAGCUACCACCAAUCUAACCACUCAAUCGAUAUCGCCUAUCGACAUACCGGAAUCACCUCGUCCGCCUGGGUCGCCUGGUCACUCAAUCUGGGCUCGGGACGAAUGUUAGGCGCGCAGUCUUUGGUUGCUUUUCGGAACUCCAGCGGUCUUGUUCGUGCAUAUACCGCACCGGUUGAGGACUACAACACGCAGUUGCGAGAAGGGCCAUUGAGUUUUAAUGUUCCUAGAAUUUCUGCUGAAUUCACCAACAAUCAGAUGGUGAUAUAUGCUAGUAUUGAGCUUCCUAGAGGAAGAACAAGUUUUACUCAGGUUUGGCAAAAUGGACCGGUUUCUGGUGACGCCCCUCGGAUCCAUGCUACAACUGGAGAUAACGUUAGGUCUUCUGGAACAAUUGAUUUUGUUUCUGGAAUGACGUCGGAUACUGGCGGGGCCGGUGGAGGUUCGCAACAACGAAAGAGAAAUGUUCACGGUGUGUUAAAUGUUGUGAGUUGGGGUAUUUUGAUGCCAGUGGGUGCUAUGGCAGCAAGGUAUUUGAAGGUGUUCAAAGCAGCCAAUCCAGCCUGGUUUUACUUACACAUUGCUUGUCAAGUUUCUGGCUACGCAGUCGGUGUGGCCGGCUGGGGCACUGGCCUCAAACUCGGAAGUGAUUCUCCUGGAAUCCGACACGACACUCACAGGAACAUUGGCAUUACAAUGUUUGCCCUCGCAACACUUCAGGUUUUCGCCUUGCUCUUGAGGCCAAAGCCAGACCAUAAAUUCAGAUUCUACUGGAACAUCUACCAUUACGCCGUUGGAUACACCGUGAUAAUAUUGAGCAUAGUAAACAUCUUCGAGGGAUUCGACAUAUUGGAUCCCGAGAAGAAAUGGAAAAGGGCAUACAUUGGUGUGCUUAUAUUCCUUGGAGCCACUUCAGCUCUUUUGGAAGCCUUCACGUGGUAUGUUGUGCUCAAGAGGAAACGGGAAAACGAUGCGGAUAAGUUUGCGCACGCCGGUAACGGAACGAAUGGAUACAGUGGCAGAUCCCCGCGGGCAGUGUAGACACUUGCAGAGGAAUUUUGGGAUUUUAAUUUUAUUUGUUGAGGCAGAUAUAUUAUUUUUCUUAUGAUUCUUUUCUAGUUUAAUUUAGUUACCUGUACAAUAAUGAGAUUAUGUAUUGUAUUGCUAUUUGAGACAUUGAUGUGUAAAAUUUUCUUGUUUGUAUGUUAAUAUUACACCCUCAUUAUUGUA
Messenger RNA from Olea europaea var. sylvestris, 2031 nucleotides. RefSeq names its product cytochrome b561 and DOMON domain-containing protein At4g17280-like. The transcript has 3 exons. The record is from RefSeq and is a predicted model, not a curated record. The coding region runs from base 91 to 1842 and encodes 583 amino acids. Lineage: Eukaryota; Viridiplantae; Streptophyta; Magnoliopsida; Lamiales; Oleaceae.